CAUCCGGGCAUGAUCAAUAUCACUCGGUUUACAAAAUGGCGGCGCAAGCAGACAAGAAGCUCGCUGAGCUGCGUGUUGUUGAUUUACGUCAGGAAUUGGAGAUACGUGGUCUAGAUAAGGCUGGAGUAAAGGCUGUAUUACACGAAAGGCUUGCAAAGGCAUUAGAGGAUGAGGGGCAUGACCCAAAUGAAUACACAUUUGCUGUAUCUGACGCUACACCCAAAAAGACGAUAGAAGAAGUGAAAGGUCCCAAAAGUGCAAGAUUAAAAGGAAGACCAAAGGGAGAGGGGGAAGAGGAGGGGGGAGAAGAAGAAGAAGAAGAAGAAGAAGAAGAAGAAAUGUAUGAAGAGGACAUUGAGGGUGAACCAGAUGAAAGUGAGGACAUUGUGGAUGAUGUUAUCGAUGAGGAUGCUGAAGCAGAGGAAAAGACUGACAUUGAACAAGUUGAACAUGUUGAACAUGAACUAGAGCUCAAGACAGUAGAUAAUGUCAUUGAGAAUGAGGUUCAAACAGAAAGUGAAAUUGAAAAUACUUCUGGUCAAGAAUUGGUGGAACCGGAGGGAACUGGAGAAGUGGAUGAGGUUGAUGUGUCAGAGGCUGUGGAGGGGGAAGCCCCUCAAGAUGAUGGUGAAAUGGCGAUGGAUGUCGGUGAGGAUGAUGCCAUAGUAGACUUGGAUGAGGAGUUUAUAGGGGAUGGUGAAGGGACAGCAGAAGGUGAAGUUGAGAUGGAAGAAGCUGAAGGUGAACCUGGGCCUGAAGAAGAUGCUGAGCCUGAGAUGGAGACUGAGAUUAUAGAUGAAACCGGGCCAGAGGCUGAGGCUGAACCAGAGGAAGACGAGACUGUUGAAGAACUGACUGAGGUUGUAACGGUUCCUGAAGUCACCCCGGUUCCUGCUCCUGUUCCUGCUCCUGUUCCUGCCCCUGUUCCUGCCCCAUCCCCUACUAAACCCACUGCACCAGCAAAGACCAAGGCUACUACCCCAGCAGCUAAAGCAACACCUGCACCAAAAACUACACCAAAAGCAGUGGCAGCAAAAACUACACCCAAGGUGGCAACUGCUAAGACAACACCCGCAAAGACGCCUGCAGCAAAAUCCCCUGCAGCAAAACCAGCAGCCACACCUAAGAGUGGAGCGGCAGACAAAACUACAACACCCGCUAAGACACCUGCCCAAAAGGCCCCAACCAGGACUGCCACCCGGUCAUCCACACCUAGAGCUGCCGCAGCAAAAGCAGCAUCAACUGCAACAGUAAAACCUGCAGGAGCAACACCAGCAGCAGCAGCAGCAACAAAGACGGUUACAGCAAAGGACUCAUCGAAGGAUGAAAUCGGCCUGUUUGAACCAACGGAUGAUUCUUUUGAUGUGCGUGUUGAUGACACUCAAGUGAAUGAGAUUGAUGCAGAUCUGAAGGAGGAAAAGGGAGGAGAGAAGGCUGCCGGUGCUGAUGCCACAGCAAGUGAUGAGGCCAAGGGAGAUGCAGGCGAGAUUGUCAAAGUGAAGACGGAGGACAAAACUAAGCUAGCUGACAAAAAAGAUGAGAAGAAACCUGAAGAGAAAAAAGAAGAUGCAAAACCUGCCAAGAGCUCUGAGGGCAAGGAAGGCAAGGAGAAAGCAAUUAAGAGUAACCAGCAUAGUCGCAACCUGUGGGUAAGUGGCCUGGCAUCGUCAACUAGAGCCACAGAUCUCAAGUCACUUUUCAGCAAAUAUGGAAAGGUUAUUGGAGCUAAGGUUGUGACCAAUGCUCGCAGUCCAGGGUCACGAUGCUAUGGAUUUGUGACAAUGUCAUCAGCUGAAGAGGCCUCCAAGUGCAUUCAGCACUUACAUCGGACCGAACUGCAUGGGAAGAUGAUCUCUGUGGAAAGGGCAAAGAAUGAACCAGGUGGACCCAGUAAGGCAGUUGUUAAAAAAACUGAAGAAAAGAAACCGGCGGACAAGAAGGAGACGGAGAAGAAAGAUGGGGAGAAGAAGGUAGAGAAGAAAGAUGAGAGGAAGCCUGAGAACCGGGAUAAUCGGUCCAGUCGACGUCCACACCAUAACGACCACGAUAGAAAAGAAGCAAGACGCCCCGAGAAGAAGCAUGAUGAUAAACGAUCAUCAACCACAGAUGCUAAAAGACAUCCAACAACAUCGCCUAAAUCAGCAGAGAAAAAGAAACCCGAAGAGAAGAAAGAUGAGAAGCCAAAAGAGAAGACUGCAAAGACAGAAGAGGGAGCUCAGAAGAAAGAGGAAAGUGCAGAAAAGGAUGAGAAGAAAUCUGAAUUGGGCAGAUCCCAGUCCAAGGAUCCAAAAGAUAUCCUUUCAUUUGAGAAAAUCAAGGCUGAGAGAGAACGAGAACGUCUCCGACAAAAAGAGCGUGCUCUACGUGAUGAGGAGAGAAGGAGACUGUCUGAAAUUGAGAGACAACGAACAAGACAGAAGCAGAUUCACUUACGUCAACGAGAGGAAGCUAUUCGACUUGAACGAGAAAAAGAUAAACUGAGACAAGAGCGAGAGAAGCUUGAGCGAGAACGUAUUGAAACAGAAAGACUGCGCCUGGAACGAGAAAGACUGGAGAGGGAGAGACUUGAGCAACUCAGGCUGGAACAGCGAAGAUUAGAUGACCAACGCAGAGCAGCAAAGAGAACGUUUGACAGUCGUGGAGGUCGGCAUGACGACGACUACUGGAGCAGUCCCCCUAAACGGUCCACAUCAGAUAGAUUUGAUAAUUACGGUGAUUCUAGACGAGAGAAUCGUUUUGACCGCAGUGGCAAUGCAGACAGGAAGGUGGAGCGGUAUGAGAGGCGAGAUAGUCGUAAUACAGAUACUCGAGGUUCUAACCGAAAUGAUAGAAGGGAUUUACCAGCACAACAUGGACGUGAGAGGGAAGAACGACAUGGAGACGGCUUUGGAGAAGCCCAGAGAUAUUCUGAAACUAGAAACCCCAGAGAUGAGAGACGAGACACACGGACGCACAAUCGCCAGGAUGAGAACAGACGAGAUUUCAACAAAGGUAGAGAUGAUGACAGACGGACCACUAGAUUACCUCAACGCCAUGAUUCUCGGAGUGACUGGAAAUCAGAUAGAGACACAAGGAUGGUUGUAGCAAGUGGACGUGACACCUGGCAGGGACAAAGUGGCUCUGGGGUGCAAGAUGACAGACGUGGCAAGAAUUAUAAUUCUGGAUCUAGUAUGAUAUCAAAUGGUGCUAAUUCCAAUCAGCGUCAGUCGUGGGGAAAUGCCACAGACCGUAGCAAGAUUGAUCAGUCCUGGGGCCAUGGUGUUGCGGACAACUCUGGAGCUCGAGGAGGAGCCAGUGGUGGUGACCGGUGGAUGGGCGUCCAGAGUACACACAGUGACCGAGGAGGAGAGUUCAACUUGGGGGGAAGUCUGAUGAACAACAUUGGGGGACCAGGACUGUACAUGGCUACUGCCCCACAAAACACAAACCUUAUGAUGAUGGGUGGAAUAACCAGACAACCAGAGGCACGCUAUUUGCAGCAAGGAACAGUCCGCAGAUUCUAGAUGGAAUGUUGUCUUAAUGGGUAGUUUGGUCAGGAUGUGUGCACACAGAUGUGUUCAGUAUGAUAAAUAGCAUUUUCUGACAAGUAUGUGAUCUGCUAAGAUUCUCUAACAGGAAUUUUAUCAGUUUCCUCAUUUGGUGAUAUUGUGAAAAGAAUGGAUAUGAAUUGCAGGAAAAAUAAGUUGAACAGACAACCAUAAUAUAUGUGGCUGUUUGUUCAUGAUGUGUGAUGAAUGUGCUUAUGUAUGAUAUUCUGCAUUAUAGGAUAUUUCAAGCAAUGUGUUUACAACAGCUAAACAAUGUUGGACUUGAUUCAUGUAUCAUUGAAAACUCACACUACCUAUUUAAUACACAUGCAUUUUGUAAUCACCACAGGAUUUUGUAAAUUGGAAGAAACAAUGUGUGUAUAAUCAUUGUAUUUCCUCAGUCCUGAUUUGUGUUGCAGUGUUGUAGAAACAUAUUCACAAACACUAUUGUCAGGCACUAUGAUUCUGUGGGACAAAGUAUUUUGUUUUUCAGUGUAAUUAAGCAGCAAUUGUCUAGUCUUUUUGUAUCAGAUAUUUUUCAGCUUUUGUACAAAUGUGAAUUACAUGUCCAACUAUGUCAACAUAUUUGUAUAUACCCAUUAUUCAUCACCAGCUGUAUCAAUAAACAGAUUUCCAUUAUUUUUGUCCAUUGUGAAGGAAAAUCAUAUUUUAUUAAUUGUUGUAUACUUGUUAUCAUGUCUCUACAUUUUAGGUGAUAUAUUUUAUGAUCUUGUUAGAAUGUUGUUUGAACAGCAUAUUUCCAAUUGACAUCCAUUAAAUUCUCUCAUCGUA
Haliotis rufescens (red abalone) is the source of this 4319-nucleotide messenger RNA. Its product is annotated as scaffold attachment factor B2-like. The record is from RefSeq and is a predicted model, not a curated record. The transcript is spliced from 20 exons. Gene Ontology annotation, molecular function: sequence-specific DNA binding; RNA binding. Bases 36 to 3503 code for a protein of 1155 amino acids. Lineage: Eukaryota; Metazoa; Mollusca; Gastropoda; Lepetellida; Haliotidae. Gene Ontology annotation, cellular component: nucleus. Gene Ontology annotation, biological process: regulation of transcription by RNA polymerase II; regulation of mRNA processing.